AUAUAUAAGUCACAUCUAUAUCCUGAGAGAAAAUGUUUCCGCUAAAGCUAAUCAACUUGUUGUGUCUGCAAUAUUUGUGUCGCGGCCCCUUUAAGAUGUUGCUCCGUCAUGACGGCGGUGACGUUGAGCGCAUAGUUUGUGUGUGAGAUCCUGAAACGAUGAUGAUGUGUGAAGCUCAUCUUCGGUGAUCCUCGAGAAAUCUCCAGCGGAACUCAGCUUCAAUCACGGUUGAAUGUUUCCCGGUGGAAUGUCAACAUUCUGGGCUUGAUUAUAUGGUUGUUUGUGUUGGUUUUCGGAUCCAACACAGGGCCGGUGAUGGUCGCGCAUCAAGCCGGGGAGAGAGACCGAGGAGCGGCUGAGAUUUCUGCGCUCCUUCGUUCAGAGCUGAUUCCUGGUGUGCAAACUCAUCAGUACGGAGUACACGACACACACCGUAAGAUAAUCAGCUGUGGAUAAAACGCCCUCCAGAUGAGCAGCAGAAGAUCAUGGCUUCAGCUGAACAACUAGACAUGGAGGUGAUGACGCCGCUGAUGGAGGAAGCAGGAGGUGAAGAUGAAGAUGAGAAUGUAGAUGGGGAUGAAGAUUCUAAGCAUCUUCCUCAAGGCAUCACGUUUACUCAAACCCUGCUGCAUCUUUUAAAAGGGAAUAUCGGCACAGGGUUGCUCGGGCUUCCUCUAGCAGUGAAGAAUGCUGGGAUAGUGCUUGGUCCGGUUAGUCUGGUUCUGAUGGGUGUGGUGUGUGUUCACUGCAUGCACAUCCUAGUCAACUGCAGCCAUCAGCUGAGUGAGCGGUUGAAGCGUUCUCCCCUUGGUUACAGUGAAACAGUUGCUGCUGCUAUGGAGUUGAGUUCCUCCCAGUGCCUGAGGAGAGGUGCUCAUUUUGGAAGGCACUUGGUGAAUUUCUUCCUGGUUUUGACCCAGCUGGGCUUCUGUAGUGUUUAUUUCGUGUUUCUGGCUGAAAAUAUUAAACAGGUUAUGGAGGGCACACAUAUGAACUCGACUGCAGAAACUGUGCUGUUAUCCUCUAACAGCUCAGAGGCGAGCGCUGUCUCUUCUGUCGCAAUAGAUCUGCGCCUCUAUAUGGUCUUCCUCCUUCCCUUCAUCAUUGUGCUGACCUUCAUCAGAGACCUGCGCAACAUGGCCGCUCUGUCCGCCAUCGCCAACCUCUGUAUGGCCAUCAGCCUCAUCUUCAUCUUCUCUUAUAUACUCAACGAUUUGAGUGAUCCCAGACGUCUGCCAUACGCCUCCACAUGGAGAAAGUUCCCCUUCUUCUUCGGCACAGCCAUAUUUGCCUUUGAGGGAAUCGGAGUGGUUCUUCCAUUAGAGAAUCAAAUGAGGGAGCCGAAGCGAUUCCCUCAGGCCCUCAACAUUGGCAUGGGCUUCAUCAUCGUCCUUUAUGUAACGCUGGCCACUCUUGGCUACCUGCGCUUCAGAGAUGACAUCAAAGGCAGCAUCACGCUAAACCUUCCACACGACUCCUGGUCCAAUCAGCUGGUGAAGGUCUUGUACUCGUUCGGCGUGUUUGUGAGUUUUGCAGUGCAGUUUUUUGUGCCGGCAGAGAUUCUGCUUCCGCCGAUGUGUGAACGAGUCAGAAAGAGCUGGAGACGAGUGGCUGAUCUUAGCCUUAGAGCACUGCUCGUCUGCCUCACCUGUGUAACAGCAGUGUUGAUCCCGCGGUUGGACCUGGUGAUCUCUCUGGUGGGUGCGGUGAGCAGCUCAGCAUUAGCACUCGUUUUCCCUCCUCUGGUGGAGUUAAUAGCGUUUCCCAGUCAGCCUCCUCCACCGAUGCUGCUCCUCAAAGACAUCUCCAUCGCCGCUCUCGGCUUCAUCGGCUUCCUAGCAGGAACUUACGUGACAGUGGAGGAGAUCAUUUAUCCAGACGUCCAAGGACAGAUCCGUCUCCAUGAUGACGGGAACUGGACCACACCAACUACCUCAAGACCCUGAAGGCCACACCCUCAAAUGAAGGACCAAUCAAAUUCCAUGUAUAAUCAGCACGCUACCGGUUUUUUUUUAUAUCGUAACAACGGAUACUUCUUCCUAUAGCUACGUUUCAGAAUCCAGGUCCUCGCACUCCACAGCUCUGCACCUUUCAUUUGUUUCUACGUCUGACCUGGAGUGCACAGGAUGUUCCGCCAUAAUUUCAGGGAGCAUAUAAAUGUUUCAUUCAAAUUGCAUUGUAGCGUGUGAGAUUUGAAUUUAUAUUGUAUUUAUUUAUGGAAGUACAUGUCACACUUAAUUCUUCUGGAGUAUAAUGCUGCAGUGUAAAUCUGUCAAUGAGCACUCUGAAGAGAAAUAAAGGUUUCUCGUGCUUUA
Molecule: messenger RNA, 2315 nt
Organism: Danio aesculapii
Lineage: Eukaryota; Metazoa; Chordata; Actinopteri; Cypriniformes; Danionidae
Gene: slc36a4
Product: solute carrier family 36 member 4
Exons: 12
Coding region: 486-1946 (486 amino acids)
Biological process (GO): amino acid transmembrane transport; L-alanine transport
Cellular component (GO): vacuolar membrane
Molecular function (GO): L-proline transmembrane transporter activity; L-alanine transmembrane transporter activity
Source: RefSeq, a predicted model, not a curated record